ACUGUCACGUCGCUCAAUUGAUUGCAGUGUAGUGAAAGGGUCUCAUGUGUUCUAUUCUGCACAGGAAUGCAAGGGGCGGACACACAACUAUACUAACUGUUUUUAGUCGAACAACCGUAUUUAAACGUAAGUUCUUCGUGUAGGACUACAGUAUAGACGGUUCUUAAACAGACCUUUUUAAACGCAUUUAACACCCGCACAGACUGGAUUUAAAUAUCGGAAACUCUCUACAGAAACAACAAAACGACUCUCUGGAAAACUAUCUAUUUUUACGCGUUUCUUUAAAAUGACAAUCAACUCCAUACUAUUUUAAACUAGAACUUUUAACUAGAGUUUUUCGAAAUUACUUAUCUUAAUCUUAGUAUCUUAAUUUACCCUUUGUUGUAUGAUACCAUAUACAGUCAUCGACGUGCUAUUUUUAAGUGCCCUUGGCAAGCGCGCGCUGGACUACUGGAGGAUUGAUACUCUUAACUUUGAUAGUAUUACUUCAUUUUAAGUAAAUAUUAAAGUACGAAUAGAUAUUAAUCAGCUGCGUUUGCUAACUUUUUCGCAUUGUUCGGUUAUUGAGUUGUUUGCCCAUUGUUUUCUGACACGCCUCGACUUUUAAUCUGCAUAGACAUGAACUAGAUUUAGUUCUGUCAGAAAAAAAAACUAUAUUUAAAUCAUAUCUAGGUCAUAUCUAGUAGACAAAGCUGAAGUGCGAUAUUUAUUCACCACGAUUCCUCGAUAGUUUUUUUUUAUUAUUAUUUGCAUCGUUUUCGUAACACUAUUUUGUGUCGCGAGUUGAUCUGUGUAUUUAAGGAUGUUUUUCCACAACGGUGCCACCAGUUCGAAAAAGCUGCUGGUUUGGUUUUUUUUGCUUCUGGUUCGUUCAGUUUUAUGUCAUGGUUUUCUUGAAGCGUCCAACUCUAGCUCUUUUAAUUUGGGGUCUGUUAUUCUGGAGCCUCUGGAUGGACUGAGAAGAUAUGUGGAGUCCAUUGUUGGCACCCACGUGAUUGGGAUUUGUGCUGAGAAUGCUGCGUUGUACCUUGAGUCAGUUGUUGGCCCAGAGAACCUCUAUUCUUUUGCUAUGUUUGUUGAAAUGUUGCUGAAGUUUGUCGCUGAAGGAGCUGCCAGUGGACUGAAUGUCAUCGCUGUCUAUGUAUCUGAGAUUCUCCGAGCUACGGGAGUGAAUGAGACAAUAUCUAUCCCUCAUUUCACUGCUGAGGGCGUGUCUGCUGUCACCAAAUGGGCAAUGCUGGCUCUGACGGGUUACUGGAUCUUGUGUGUCUUGCUGCGGGUCACCGUGGCAUUUGUAAGGCGAGUCUUUUGGUUACUUAAAAUGGUCGUAGUCAUGUGGCUCUUCGCACGGAUCGUCAAUGACCCCAGUGCGUCAACAGAUACCACCACAGUGAGACUGACACUACUUGUGCUUAUCUGUGCUGUGUUUGAAGUCGCCACAAGCAACAAUGUUGGGAAAGCAGCCAGUCUCGAGAGCCGAAUCAGCAGCCUGGAGGGACAAGUCAAAGGGAUGGAAAAAAGGAAAGUAGAGUGAUAAGCAACUCAAAAAAGGAGUAAUGCAGUAGAGGUGGAGCAAUGAUAGAAACUCAUGAAAAAAGGGAGAUAAUGAAUCAGGCCACAUACAUACUGCAGAUAAAUAUGGUUGUCCCUCCACUUCUGAGUGCUUAAUCAAUUAUAUUCUGUACAUGCAAAGUUUGGUUUCUUAUGGGAAUGACAACUACAUUCUACAACUGAAUUCACUGCUGAAAAUUUCAGGUUAUUACAACCAUAUUUACAAUAAAUCUACUUAGUGUUUACAUAGCUAAACUGGACAAUUAGUUCUCAAUUACGUAAUUAAUAGCACAUCUGAGACUAAUAACACAUCACACUUUAUGGUCCAGAAAAUCACAGGGUUUAAAAGCAGCAGCUCAAUGAGCAUAAACAAAACACUAACAUAAAACACUAUUUUUUUUUAUUUAAAUUGCGAAUUAAUAAUGCGUCUUCAGCCGUGAAUAUUAGUGUUGUCAAAAAUAGCUAUAACCAAACAAGUUAAACUGCUGGCAUACAUGUUUCUUGAUUACUGUGUUGUUAGAUUCCAAACAAUUGCUCUGGUUAUAAUUGUUAUGAGUGAUUACAUAUUCUAUACACAUGGAACAAUAAUUAGGGGAUUCACUCUUGAAAUUAAAUGUCACUCUCAGAACUGCUUUAGGAUUAUUUUUGUCUGACUAUUGCUUUAUCUCUCUGUAUUUCAUGAUAAAUUAUUUGGGCCAGUGAGACUAAUCCUUAUUUAUGGUGGUAUUUCACACUAGGUAGUAAAACAUGUUUUCAUGUUAUCUAUUUUUUCAAGAAUGUAAAGAAAGAACAAGACAAAAUCCCAUCAGAUAAAAUAAAGUUAUCUAUG
Messenger RNA from Xyrauchen texanus (razorback sucker), 2380 nucleotides. RefSeq names its product transmembrane protein 109. Gene Ontology annotation, biological process: cellular response to gamma radiation; intrinsic apoptotic signaling pathway in response to DNA damage by p53 class mediator. The transcript has 4 exons. The record is from RefSeq and is a predicted model, not a curated record. Lineage: Eukaryota; Metazoa; Chordata; Actinopteri; Cypriniformes; Catostomidae. The coding region runs from base 803 to 1534 and encodes 243 amino acids.